UACGGUGGAACAUGCAAGAUUGGUCGGAAGAAUGGGGGAGAAUCGUCAGCAGAGGUCGUCAAGGUUUGGAAUGAGGAGCGCGGCGGCAGGCGAGAUAGUAGAGGUGCAAGGCGGCCACAUUGUCAGGUCCACGGGGCGGAAAGACCGCCACAGCAAGGUCUGCACGGCAAAAGGCCCCAGGGACCGCCGUGUCCGGCUAGCCGCCCACACUGCCAUUCAGUUCUACGACGUCCAAGACAGGCUCGGCUACGACCGACCCAGCAAGGCCGUCGAUUGGCUCAUCAAGAAGGCCAAACCGGCCAUUGAUGAGCUGGCUGAACUCCCCGCCUGGAAACCCCGUGACCAGAAUUUCGACUCUGGAGGUGCCAAUACUGUUGCCGGACCUUCUUCUAGUAAGAGACCUGCUAUGAUGAUGCUCCCGCCGGAGAAACAAAAACCAUCGAGCUUUUUGCCUCCUUCUUUGGAUUCUGACGCCAUUGCUGACACCAUCAAAUCCUUCUUCCCCAUGGGAGCUUCAGAGGAGGCAAAUUCUUCUUCAUCUAUGCACUUCCCAAGCUUCGGACAUCAUCAUCAGUCCGAUUUGCUGCCCCGAACAUGCAAUCAGACCCAAGAUUUGAGGCUCUCUUUACAGUCAUUUCAAGAUCCAACCACCACUAUCAUUCUCCACCACCACCAAGACCAGCAAGAACCUCAUCAGCACCACAAGAGCGCCGCUAGCCAUAGAGCCCUCUUUGAUGCUUCCGGCGGCUGGUCUGACCACCACCAGCAGAGGUUUCCAGCUUGGAACGCUGGCGGAGAAGCAGCUGCCUGCAGUGCUGCAUCGGCGGAAACAGGAGGAUUCUUGUUCAGUUCGCCUCAUCAGCCAGUAUUUCAGCAGUUGCUCGGUGGGCCGAGUCAGUAUCUUUCUUCUCAGAGGGGACCCCUUCAGUCCAGUUACUCGCCUUCGAUUCGUGCUUGGAUGGACCAAUCAUCGGCCAUAGCCAUUGCCGCUGGUGUUGAACCAAACCAGCACUACCAAUUACCCAUUUAUCCAUCAUCUUCCCUACCCGGUUUAGGAUUCUCCACUGGAGUAGGAGAUUUGUCUGGGUUUCGCAUUCCUGCACGAAUCCAAGGUGAAGAGGAGCACGAUGGCAUGUCAGAUAGGCCAUCCUCUGCUUCCUCUGAUUCCCGCCGUUAAAUUCGCCCUCUCAAGCUCCACUCUUUUCCUCCCUCCAAGGUCUUGAUGCUUGACUGUUUCUUGAAGUCAUGAUUUCGUGCAAAAGAUUUAGUAUCUGCAGGAGAUCUUGGAGGGAUAGACUGGAGAGGAAUAUUACUGAGUCUAUGUCAACGGCGCGGCAACCACCCGUGGUUAGAUUCAUUCUGAGCAUAGUUUCAGGUGUUUCUAUCCCUGGUUUAUUCAUUUUCUGUAUUUGUCCCGUUAAAAUAAUAAUUCAACUGUUAAUCGUUAUUUCAUGUAUGGUUGAUUGAGCUUCCCGAGCUGAACUAUUUCCAGUUCUGUUGUGUGUUUCUGUUUUCGGACCAGUGGGUCUUCAAUGAAGUUUAUGAAUUUAG
Cuscuta campestris is the source of this 1551-nucleotide messenger RNA. The record is from the annotation of a GenBank genome assembly. NCBI's taxonomy places the organism in Eukaryota, Viridiplantae, Streptophyta, Magnoliopsida, Solanales, Convolvulaceae.